AGCCGCCUCUAUUUAACUCCCGCCCGUGACCUCCUUGUGCUGAAGUGCGCGCGGAUCUCCACCACAGACACAGCAUGCCGCCGUUUGAGAAAACCCCGCUGCAGAGCAAAUCCUUCAAACAGAGGAAGAGCUUCGCCACGAGGAAGCAGGAAGUUGCCGGGAUCCGGUCCAAGUUCCCCAACAAGAUCCCGGUCAUCAUCGAGAGGUACGAGAGGGAAAAGUAUCUGCCUCCGCUGGACAAAACCAAGUUCCUGGUGCCGCACGAGCUCACCAUGACCCAGUUCGUCACCAUCAUCAGGAACCGGAUGGCGCUGCUGCCCAGUCAGGCUUUCUACCUGCUCAUCAACAACAGCGGGCUGGCCAGCAUGUCUCUCUCCAUGGCCCAGGUCUACAAAGACCACCAGGACGAGGACGGCUUCCUGUACAUGACCUACGCCUCGCAGGAGAUGUUCGGACGCUGACACAAAGCUUCACUUGACGUUUUAUUUCCUGUUCCAGGCUGCUGGUCUGAAUCUGCUGUAAAUAAUAAAUAUUUUUAUACCCUGUAA
Molecule: messenger RNA, 548 nt
Organism: Melanotaenia boesemani (Boeseman's rainbowfish)
Lineage: Eukaryota; Metazoa; Chordata; Actinopteri; Atheriniformes; Melanotaeniidae
Gene: map1lc3c
Product: microtubule-associated protein 1 light chain 3 gamma
Exons: 4
Coding region: 75-461 (128 amino acids)
Biological process (GO): autophagosome assembly; autophagy of mitochondrion; cellular response to nitrogen starvation
Cellular component (GO): autophagosome membrane; cytosol; autophagosome
Molecular function (GO): ubiquitin protein ligase binding
Source: RefSeq, a predicted model, not a curated record